CCCCAUCACGCAGCAAAACGGCUGUUCGGAUGUUUUAGGAGCAUCAUCUUGUCAGCCAAUUGUUCACCACUGUAGAGAAUCCUAACAUGUAUUCUAAGUUUAUAUUGGAGAUAACGUUCAUCAUUAUUCACAUCUCAGGUCUAAUAAGUGGUCAAUGUAACCUGGAUGGAGUGCGCAAUUGCAUGGCGAAUGUUAGUAUGCCAGACCAAAUUACACAAGAUUUAAAAUCAGCGUGCGACGCUUACAAAACAGUAGAGUCCUGUCUGGCUCCAUACCAGGGCUCGUGUGAAUCGGACCCAAUGUAUCAGGAAAUGGUGUCUGGCUUUUCUGCUAUCGAUGGUUUCUGUGUUGGUGAUGCUAGCUGUGAUCCCACGAGGUGCUACUCUAUCAUUGGUAUCGACAUCACUGGCAGUAACCAGCCUCCACAGGAUAACUGCGUAAAGUAUCCAGAAUUUAAGGGCUGUGUCGAUUCCCAAAGACCUGCUUGCGAAGGAAACAUAAUGUUCCAGAUGUUAGACGAAGCCUUUAAUCAGCUGACGAUGGCAUGCACUGGAGGAGGAAAUCCUGGUAUUAAUGGUAAAAACUGCGAUGUGAGAGGUUUUGAAAUUUGUCUUAAAGAAGCGGGAUUUCAACUUAAGAACGUAAAAGGAAUGGAGUAUGGUUGCGAUGUAGUCUCUACUACAAUGGCAUGUGUGGCAAAAUAUGAAUCCGGAUGUGCGAAUCAGUCCUUGUUCAACUUCACAGUCUCGCCAAUAAAAAAGCUGCAUGAAGCUUGCAAACUUGUGUGUAAGAUCGGAGGGUGUUUGGAUGGCAUCAGUUUACCAAUCUACAAUUGCACUGACAUAGAGAACUCCAUUAUGUGUCUGGAUACGAAGCUCAAAGAGUGUCCAAGUGACCCGGUCCUAAAGACAACACUGGACGGACUCAAAAACCUUUGUUCUGAAAUUUCCCAGAAGGCAGGUAUGAAGGCCUACAGGAUUUGUCUUUCCAACUCAACAAUUAACGAGGAAUGCCAGAAACAUCUAAUGUCCCCGACAGAGAGUGAAACAGAAGGCGCAGAAUGUCAACGCAUAGACGAGUUUUCCAAAUGUGUGAAGAUGGCUCUACCAAACUGCAACAACGAUGAGGUUAAGGAAUAUGUAUCAGAAAACGCAAGAAAACUUAUAAGUCUGAAAACAAAGCGGAAAGGCGGAAUCGAUUGUUCAACAAGUGAUGGAGCCUUGUUUAUUCCACAAUUGUCAAUGUUCCUGUUUGCGGUUCUUACGUGGGCGAUUAUUUCAAUAUAAAGAUCACCGAUUCCGGACAUUAUGAGACCUAUAAAACAUCCUGGAAGGAAUCACUGGAAAACAUUGAUGAAUCAUUGGAUGCAAGGAGUAUCGACAUCACCGGGCUACAAAGAAUCAGCGGGUUUAGUGCACAUGUACCCGGUCUAGAAACUCCUUUGUAACUUGCAUAAUAAACACAGUGUUUGGGAGAGAAGUACUUCUGUAGCAUUCUAUACUUCUAAAAGAUUCAAUUUAAUGGAGUUUUCCAACCGGAAAAAUGAUAUCGAAUAUAUUACACAGAUUAGUAAUUAGACUGUAAAAAUGUUAUAAGUAGUCCAUAUUUUGUCGAUAUAUUACGCAGUAAAUCAUCCACACAGGCUGUCGCCAUUGGAUAUGUAGUGAUGAUGUCAUAAGUUCGUUUCAAAUCAACCAGACACAAAACACAAGGCAAGAGUAAGCUAUUCUUCGCAUUUCUAUAUAUCUUAGUAGAUGCAUUGUAUAAUACAUGUAUGAAAAUAAAGUCGAUAUAUACAAA
Messenger RNA from Ostrea edulis (European flat oyster), 1800 nucleotides. RefSeq lists its product as uncharacterized. The record is from RefSeq and is a predicted model, not a curated record. The transcript is spliced from 12 exons. The coding region runs from base 87 to 1286 and encodes 399 amino acids. NCBI's taxonomy places the organism in Eukaryota, Metazoa, Mollusca, Bivalvia, Ostreida, Ostreidae.